This is a messenger RNA of Magnolia sinica, 1211 nucleotides long. RefSeq lists its product as uncharacterized. The transcript has 2 exons. Lineage: Eukaryota; Viridiplantae; Streptophyta; Magnoliopsida; Magnoliales; Magnoliaceae. The coding region runs from base 248 to 727 and encodes 159 amino acids. The record is from RefSeq and is a predicted model, not a curated record.
AUGCCUGUUUGCUUCCUAAUCCUGCCAGUAAAGAAUCAAACACAGAAAAGGGAAAAAAGCUUAUAAAAAAACGCGGAGAAAUAUAAGCAGAUAUCCUCAAUGACUCUUCAUCCACCUCUCUUCUCCUUUUCUUCUACUCUUCCGAAUAUACCCUCGAAUCUCACAAUUCUCUUCCAAAAACACCCUUGACCUUUUCCCCCUUUUCUACAACCUCUCGUAGCUUCAAUUGCUGGAAGAGAAAAAUCAGAUGAGAUUUCUAAAACGGAUUGCGGGUAUUCUAGGGUUAUUGAAGGACGAAAAUCACGACCCGAGCGAUGAAGACAACAACAACAACAACAACAACGACAGCAGCGGCGAUCAUGCUGACAAGGAACAGACACGUCGUCGCCGGCCCACCAAAGGUUUCAGCGUGCAGGUCCCUGUCUCCGUUGAUCGAGCUGUGGCGAGCCAGGGCCCCCUCCUUGUUCAGUGCAGUCUUGGCGAUGGCGGAGUUCAGGGUUUGAGGUGGUAUGCAAAGCGCCUCAGAAUAGAUGAAGAUGGGGAUGUAGCAGAUGAGUUCCUCGAGGAGGUCUUGCCAGAAGCAUCUGGACCAGACGGUCAAGGAGCAUUUCCAAAAUUUGCAGUGAAGUACAAUACACGACCAGCGAAAGUACGAAACCAGAUAAUAGCUGCAGAUGGGAAUAUCCGUCAUUGUGUGGAGUACAAAGGCAGAUUGCAAUGGGUCUAAGUAAUGCUAAAGCUGGUUUUUGGGUCGUUUCUAUUCUUUCGAAUAAUUCAUAUUUACCAUCUUGUGGAGCAAGUUAUACAAACAGUGGCUCAAACAGUGGCUCUCUCUCUCUCUCUCUCUCUCUCUCUCUCUAACUUGGUUUAAUUUCUUAUAUGGGCCUGUUUGGAUGGCAUUCAAAUGCCCUAGUUAUUCCUCUGCACGUUUGGAAAAUGCAGGUGGAGCAAAUCAGUAAGACGAUUCCACAGCAUGUUUAUGUGAUUUGACCAAACACUUACUCCUGUAAUAAUUGGAGUGGUAAUUGGACGUGCAGUGGUGUGAAGUGCGGAACUGCCAAUCUGUCUUUGUUGACAUCCAAACAGGCCCUUGAGAGUACAGUAUGUAGUAUUCUGUAGCGUGUAUUGAUCGAAACAGCCCUGUAUUUAAAUAGAUGGGCACUUAUUCGAUAACCUCAUAUAGUAAUUCAAUGGAUCAUUUUAACAUUGGU